Pistacia vera is the source of this 318-nucleotide messenger RNA. RefSeq lists its product as uncharacterized. NCBI's taxonomy places the organism in Eukaryota, Viridiplantae, Streptophyta, Magnoliopsida, Sapindales, Anacardiaceae. The transcript has a single exon. The record is from RefSeq and is a predicted model, not a curated record.
AUGUUGCUCUCUGCUUCUGUGAAUUCCAUUUCGUCCAUUCCUUCACCAGUGUACCAAUGCAAGAAAGCCUUUCUCCUGAACAUAGCAGUGAACUGCUCUCUCACUCUUCUGAACAUUUCCUGGAUGGAGGUUGAGUUCCCAAUGAAGGUAGAUGCCAUGGAGAGCCCCUUGGGUGGGAUGUCACAAACACUAGACUUCACGUUGUUUGGAAUCCAUUCCACAAAGUAGGAAGAGUUCUUGUUUUGUACGUUGAUCAUCUGCUCGUCAACUUCCUUAGUGCUCAUUUUACCCCUGAACAUGGCAGAAGCAGUGAGGUAG